UUGGCUGCGUUCAGUACGACCUUACGAAACCACUUCUAGGUCUAUCUCUGAAGACUAGAGAGAUGGACUCCCACCAGACUCGCUAUGAAUGCGAUCCGGACUACGUUUUGGUGUCGUUUUACGAUUCCUCUCCGGAGUUUGACAGCCCCGAAAACUAUACCUGCGCUCCCCUGGGCGACACGUAUAGAGUGAACUAUGAGAGCUGCGUCACAACCAAUACCGAAAGCAUGGCCUUUGAGAGAGACAGCGCCCGGUUCGAGUGUCCGCAGCUGCCAGCCAUGGCCGGCAUCACUUCAUUCUGGUACACCCAGGAUCCAACGGUCUCGCACUGGAAUGACGUCACUUGCUGCACGAUCUCGGUCCGUUUCGACCCCUGAACAGUCGCCGCCACCGCCACUGCAAGUUGUACCAAAGGUGCCUGCUAUUGCCGACACGGGGCAGUGUUUCCUGGGGCGUCGGGCGCAUAUGUGUGUAGUAGGUGUUUGAGUAGGAACUUUCAUCCAGUUAUCAGACGUAGGAAUCUCCCUAGAGCUAGGUUUGAACCUCAUGCAGAUAAUAACUUGAUUGGAAACACGUCGAUAGCUAGAAUGCAGGCACAGUCUUUAUGCAGUGUGCACCUUUAUUGGUAAGAACGGUUUUGCCGAUUACAGCAAAAACGAAAACAUCCUUACCAGCAAAGCAUUUUGCAAUAAGUUACACAGAAAUGCAUAAAGAAACAAAUUCUGCAAACUUCUGGAAAUUUAGAGUUUUUCUUAGGAUCAUACCAGUUUCCAGUGACGUUCAGUACAAUUUCAGGAUUGGCAAUGGCAAUGGAAAUUCUAGGGAUGGGCUGCGAUGGCAACAUUUGCGAUGGUACACAGGUACUUGAUUUCUUCUUCCUGUGUAUAAUCUUUUUAUCUUCCUGUGUAAAGGCCUUUUUGCCAUUCAUCUUACGUUACAUUGCUGUAAAACCUCGUAUUCUUAUGCUUUCUACUCAGCUUCGAAUGCCUUAUCAUUGAAAUGUUAUGUCAAUGGUGACAAACGCAGUUGCUGAUGAGAAUAAAUCAGUGGAUGCUGACGCAA
This is a messenger RNA of Amphibalanus amphitrite, 1062 nucleotides long. RefSeq lists its product as uncharacterized. The transcript has 4 exons. Lineage: Eukaryota; Metazoa; Arthropoda; Thecostraca; Balanomorpha; Balanidae. The record is from RefSeq and is a predicted model, not a curated record. Bases 63 to 377 code for a protein of 104 amino acids.